UAUUAGUAUUAAGGUAGAGUAAACAAAUGCAAUUCAUUUUUAGAAGGAAUAUCAUAAAAACUACUUUUUCUUUGACUAUGAGUGAUGGAUCACAAAAGUAGACUGCAAGUUGACCCCUUUGGCAUUUCCCCAUUCCCUAUAUAAAUUACUUCCCUCCACCUUGUUUUCACUCGUCUACUUGUCUUCACUUGCUAAUUCCUGCAUACAGUUCUCUCACUGUCAUUACUAAUCGAUCUUCGGAUACUGUCUUAUUCCAUCUCGGGUUUGCUGCAUACACCAUAAGGUUCCGAUCAUGACGUUUUCCGUGUCUAUGUACAAGCGAACAAUGUCUUUACUAGACAUACCUUCUGGGGUGUUCAAAUCCAACUUCUUUAGGCCAAGGCGAGAAAAAGAUAAGGUCGUGAUCCUACUAGGAGCCACAGGAACAGGCAAAUCUCGACUUUCGAUCGACCUCGCCACUCGAUUUCCGGCAGAGAUUAUAAAUUCUGACAAAAUACAAUUACAUGCUGGACUCGACAUAGCGACCAACAAAAUCCCUGAGGAAGAACGGUGUGGGAUUCCACACCAUUUGUUAGGUGUGAUACAUCCCAAGGCGGAUUUUACAGCGACGGAUUUUGUCGGCAUGGCUUUGGAUGCCAUGGCUUCGAUUUUGUCCCGCAGCCAGGUCCCGAUCAUAGCCGGAGGCUCGAAUUCGUACAUCGAGGCCUUAGUGGACGACGAAGAUUUCCUGUUCCGAUCAAAAUACGAAUGUUGCUUCCUCUGCGUAGAAGUAGCAAUGCCGGUGCUCGAUCAAUAUGUAUCCGACCGAGUAGAUAAGAUGGUCGAAAUGGGAAUGGUUGAUGAAGUGAGGAAAUUCUUCGAUGCCAACGCGAACUACACAGUGGGGAUUAGGAAAGCCAUCGGCGUCCCGGAAUUCGACCGCUACUUCAGAGCCGAACCGUUUUUGAACAAACGAGAACGCGAUGAACUGCUGCAAGAAGCAAUACAAGAGAUCAAAAGGAACACCCGGAAAUUAGCUCGUCGACAAUUGGAAAAGAUCCAACGGCUGAUAAACAAGAAGAAUUGGCAGAUACAGACUGUCGACGCCACGGAGGUUUUCCUCCGGCGCGGCAAAGAAGCAGACGAGGCGUGGGAAAAGCUCGUAGCCGGACCUAGUACGGAGAUAGUGGCAGAAUUUCUAUAUAAUUUCAGCUCCGAGACCCUGGUUAACAAUCCCUCCAUUAGAGUGCCCUCACUCCCUUGUGGCAUCAUGCUGUAAAAUCACAUCUGACCCAGGAAUAACUAGUAAAUUGAUACUCUUUUUAAAAAAAAAAAAUAAUGGAGAUAUGCUACUUAAUGGAACUCACUUUUUGGAAAGAAAAAAAAAAGAUGCUCAA
Messenger RNA from Hibiscus syriacus, 1376 nucleotides. Its product is annotated as adenylate isopentenyltransferase 3, chloroplastic-like. The transcript is spliced from 2 exons. The record is from RefSeq and is a predicted model, not a curated record. The coding region runs from base 293 to 1258 and encodes 321 amino acids. Lineage: Eukaryota; Viridiplantae; Streptophyta; Magnoliopsida; Malvales; Malvaceae. Gene Ontology annotation, cellular component: mitochondrion. Gene Ontology annotation, biological process: tRNA modification; cytokinin biosynthetic process. Gene Ontology annotation, molecular function: tRNA dimethylallyltransferase activity.